AAAGGUAUAUGCGAGGGAGAAAUAUUACUAGCUAGAAACUUCCAAAGUAAAAAUCAAACCACACCGCCUUUACAUGUGUGCUCUUGGAAGAACAGCACUAGGUAGGGUUUUUAUUUGCGUCGCGGCGGAGGGAUGAAGGUGCUAGUCGUCGGGAGUAGCAGCGGCUGCGGCCUCGAGGUCGCGAAAUUGCUCGCCGCGUCUGAGGAGUUUGAAGUGUUUGCGCUCGUGAGGAAUUUGGAGCGAGCAACCAAGGCCUUGGAUUCCACAAGCGACAAGGUGAAAUUCGUCCUUGGUGAUGUAACGAAACCCGAGACGCUGGCGCCUGCUUGCGAAGGAAUGGACGGGGUUGUGUGCACGAUUGGUGCUCGAGCUGGAUGGAAGCUCCCUGGCUCUGUCAUGGAGGACACACCAAAGUUCGUCGACUAUCUGGGAGUUAAACACCUUGCUGAGGCCGCUGCUUCUGCAAAGGUUCCAAAGUUCGUACUCGUCUCGUCAAUGGGAGUGACAAGGCCUUACUCACCCAUUUCUCUCAUUCUCAAUGCGGUUAAAGGUCGAGUUUUGGUGUGGAAGCUUAAGGGCGAGGCAGCUGUCAAGGAAGCCUACUCCCAGCACGAGGAGCUCGGGUAUUUUAUCAUCAGGCCCGGGGGAUUACUCAACAAAGAAGGCGGUCAAUACAAGGUCAUCGCCGAACAAGGUGACAAAGGGCUGGGGACCAUUGCUCGAAAGGACGUUGCACUGAUUGCUCAGGCUUGCUUGCAAGGACUCUGUCCACAGUCGAACGUCACAUUCGAGAUCAUCAAUGGCAAGUCCAAGCCUCCGACGGAUUUGAAGGAAGUCCUGGCCCAUCUUAAGCCGGACAAAUGAACCAACCAUCCAGUCAAUCCGGCAGAGAUCACAGCCCAAAUCUUCUAUGCAUAUUUUGCACAGCAACGACUCCGAGUGUAAGUUCUUUACUGUAAGUAAUCGUUUUGCUCGUUAGCCAGCCAUAGCUGUAAAGGAAUUCGUGCCAGGGGAAUAAGACAGGUUUGCUUCAUUACA
Messenger RNA from Selaginella moellendorffii, 1038 nucleotides. RefSeq lists its product as uncharacterized. The record is from RefSeq and is a predicted model, not a curated record. The coding region runs from base 133 to 864 and encodes 243 amino acids. NCBI's taxonomy places the organism in Eukaryota, Viridiplantae, Streptophyta, Lycopodiopsida, Selaginellales, Selaginellaceae. The transcript has 6 exons.